UUCACCCGGAAAUUAUUAUUUACUGAAACAGAAAUUUAAGCAGCUGUCUAUAAAAUAAUUAAUUUAUUAGUCCAUUGUUUUACAAAAACACAAACGUUGCCAUGGGCUUUCUCACAGUAUUAAAAAAGAUGCGUCAGAGGGAAAAGGAAAUGCGCAUUUUGCUGCUAGGCCUGGAUAAUGCCGGCAAAACGACGAUUCUUAAACGAUUUAACGGCGAACCAAUAGACACAAUCUCUCCCACACUUGGUUUUAACAUUAAAACCCUGGAGCACAAUGGCUACACCCUCAAUAUGUGGGAUGUUGGUGGCCAGAAGUCCCUGAGAUCCUACUGGCGGAAUUAUUUCGAGUGCACUGAUGGUCUGGUUUGGGUAGUGGACAGUGCAGACAGGAUGCGUCUAGAGUCAUGUGGCCAAGAACUGCAGGUCCUGCUCCAAGAAGAGCGUCUAGCAGGAGCCACACUCCUGGUUCUAUGCAAUAAGCAGGAUCUGCCUGGUGCCCUCUCAUCAAAUGAAAUUAAAGAGAUACUACAUUUGGAGGAGAUCACCACGCAUCAUUGGUUGGUGGCCGGAGUUAGCGCGGUGACCGGGGAGAAGCUUCUCAGCUCUAUGGAUUGGUUGAUAGACGACAUAGCCAAGCGUAUAUUCACGUUGGAUUAAAUACAACUUUCAUUACUUCUCCAACAAGUA
Messenger RNA from Drosophila rhopaloa, 686 nucleotides. It is a transcript of the gene Arl2, whose product is annotated as ADP-ribosylation factor-like protein 2. Gene Ontology annotation, cellular component: cytoplasm; microtubule cytoskeleton. The transcript is spliced from 3 exons. Gene Ontology annotation, biological process: protein folding. Gene Ontology annotation, molecular function: GTP binding; GTPase activity. The record is from RefSeq and is a predicted model, not a curated record. NCBI's taxonomy places the organism in Eukaryota, Metazoa, Arthropoda, Insecta, Diptera, Drosophilidae. The coding region runs from base 102 to 656 and encodes 184 amino acids.